Molecule: messenger RNA, 3030 nt
Organism: Phycomyces blakesleeanus NRRL 1555(-)
Lineage: Eukaryota; Fungi; Mucoromycota; Mucoromycetes; Mucorales; Phycomycetaceae
Exons: 5
Coding region: 1-3030 (1009 amino acids)
Source: RefSeq, a predicted model, not a curated record
AUGGAUGCAGUCGAGGCUAAAAGAGAUCUCCCUUAUUACUUUGUAGGCCACCAACGUACAGGCUUAUUGGUUGCAGGGCUGGUUCCCGCCGGCAUCACUAUUAUUGUGUGUACUCUAGUAAUCAUAUCCCACUUUUCCAUGAGAUUCUACAGACCAGAAGUGGCCAACCGAGUAUCACUACAUCUCAUAGUCACAGCAUGUCUACUGACAAUAAUAUAUUCAAUCAUAAACACAACAAGCGAAAAGAUACACGGAGGAAAUUUAGCUUGCAGAAUAUAUGCUUAUUUUCUUAUAGCAACCGAUACAAUGUCAUGUACCUGUUUAGCGAUGGUUGGUGUCAACCUUGUUCUCAUUUUUAUUGUAAAUGUAAAUCGACCAUGGCGAUUUGAAAAGUAUUACUACAUCCUUAUUGGGAUUGUAGGUGUUAUUGUAAUUGUAAUGCCACUUGCUAUAUCAUCCUCUCCCGAAAAUGUUGUGGAAACAUGCUGGUACCAUUAUUACUUUAUCGGAAGAUUUACACGUUAUUUCAAUUGGAUGUGGUACUAUGGCUGGCUGUUACUUUCUUCAGCCGUGGCAGCAAUCUGUGCUUUCCUCGCUUUACGAAAGUUCUCCCGCGAGCAGCACAAUUUUGCCAGUAUUAUUAAUAUGCGGCAAUCAAACGAAACACAGGCCCCGCGUCGUCCCGUUAAUCCAAGACAGAAAAUUAUACAAAAGAACACUGCACUUUUUAGAAAAGUUGCGAGUCGCUGUAUAUGUUAUCCACUAGUACCUAUUAUCUCAAAGGCGGCUGGGAUUGCUGUCGAAAUAUCGUUAAUGCGUAAAGUACAUAUACCAUAUAGUGUCUUUGUUCUCGAACGAAUUACUUCAAGAAUAAUGAUAAGCUUUAUAUAUUUUACUGAUCCAGCUGUCAGGGAAGCCAUUUCAGACCUAUUCAAGUUGGCUGUUAGGUACUACGUCGAAGACUACUAUUGCAUGUAUUUUAUUCCAGAGCAAGACGAAAAUGGAAAGAUGUUAAAUUUCUGGGUUAAAAACCCAUACAGUGUUACUUUACACUGUAUUCCUGAGCCAAUAGAAGACAUGAGAGCCUCUGCAUCAAUGGGCUAUACAACACUAAAGAAAGACACUGAAAAAAACAAAAAGUACUCUUUGAUAGGCCUUGAAGGGCUGCGACGGUCAAUAACAGCUGACCAAACUCAUAAAUCACGAAAGAAGAACUCAUCAACCCUGGAGUUUAACCAUCAUAACAGUUUCAGAAAAAGAUAUUCAUAUGUGCACCCAUUAGUACGUCUUGUUAUAGUAGACGGAAAAUAUGUAUGCAGCCAACAUAGCUAUAAAGAAACCAAAUAUAUCGCAAACAUAUCCACAGACCCCAUGGCUCUCGGAGACGAAAUAAAUCACGUACAGAGUCGACUUACAUUUAUGAGCCGUUUACAAAUGGUUUUUACUUGGUGCACAUCUGCUAGAAAAAAAUAUGCUUACAGAAAGGUGCCAAUGUAUCGAGUACGGCCUGCACAGUACCUAAAAGACGGGAACGAAUCGAACGAAAGCAGCCUGUUAUAUGAAAAGGAAAGGUGGAGAUCAGGUUCUGACUAUAUCGGACGAGCAUCUUUUCAAUUUUUUCGAUACCCAUUUUUGGCUCGUGUACUACAUUGGAUACUCAUCCAUAUAUUUCGUACUGAAAGUCCAGGAAACAUUAAUCCUGCAUUUGACAGAGAUGUCGGGAAUACACCUGGAACGCAUUUGCCAAGUAUCCAUUCAAGUGAAGAAGUAGAUGGAAAUCCAAAUAUUGGACUAUUUGAAAAUGCAAACUCUUUUGCUGAGUCAAGAAACGAUAGUAACCUUGAUAACAUUGCAACUGAUUCGAUUCAUCCUUUGGAUUCAGUCAUAAUAUCUGACCCGGCCGAAGUUUUAAAUAAUGACCAAAGCUAUUUUCCCAGUACUUCAUUGACAGGUGAAUUGAUGGGGACAGCCAAAGAAUUUUCAAAAAACAGUCCAGCAAUAGAUAAUAACCCAAAGCACGAGCCCAAGUCAUACUUUGAUUUCCAACCAGCCAGAAACUCGCUCAAUUGUGUGGGCAACCCUAAUCCUCCUAAGAAUCGACUGAAGCCAUUGGUCAUAGACACGCCUAGACUUUAUCCCAACACAGAAUAUAUACAAAGCCCAACUAACGAGAGACCACAGACAACUGAAUAUACAAAAUCACCACGUAUCUCAAAAUAUGCACGUAAUUUAUCCUUUGGGGAUGUAUCUCCUAUCUUAAGGGAUAGAUCUAUAUCAAGCCAAAACAUGCGUCUAAAUUCUACUAAAUCAAAAGGGUCCUCGUGGUCUAUAAUGGAUGCAUUGAACUUGAGUAGAAAUAAACCGGAUAGUAAACAUAGCUCUAUAGACGAUACAGUAAGUGGAAGAGAAAGUAACAGAAGUCAAUCUGGAGACACAGCCAAAUCCAAAGAUAAUCAGAUACCUGAAAAGCAUCCUUUUUCAAAAAGAUUGAGGGCUAGCUUUAAAAUAUCUGAAUCAAGGCAAGCACAGUCUAUUGACGAUUACCCACCUGCUCGCUCUUCGUCAUCUACAGAGUCUCUUAGAUUAUAUUCACCUUUACCUGAAGUAGCUGACUCGCAAAAACUCGGCGAAAGAAAAGAAUGGUCUUCUGCACUUUCGCCUCCUCCUCGAUCACAUUUCAUUCGUAAUCAAACAUGCUCCAAACAAAUGAAAGACAAUGUUACCGCAGAAGUAAGCAAUAAGAGUCUCUUCUUCCCAUUUGGAAACAACACUAGCCAAGGAAGUACAGUACGAAUAUAUAGUCCAAUAGGGAGUCCAGGUCAUACAGGGGAGAGUAGGCCAGAAAAGACCAUGUCUUUUAAUGAUAUGGUUGGAGGUCUCGAGGAAUGCCACUCUCGGGUUGUACACGUUUCAAAUUGGCAACAUGAUGAUGAUUCCGGUAGAUUAACCGUAGGGUAUGAAACGUGGGAUGCGGAUAAUGCGUUAGAGGAGUAUGCAAACAAUUUAGCAUCCUUGAUACAUCGAGCAUAA